CAUGCAUGGCAUAUAGUUCGUCGACGAGCGUGACCAUUGUUUUCUCUGCAAUCACCUCACCUCUCAUUUCGUAUCUUGCAUGCAUCGAUGUACAAUCUUCUCAAUAGAAAGUCACAGGUUGAUGCCAGUUCUCGUCUGAAUCCUGCAGAUGCUGAGCUCGGUGUUCUAUGUGGUGUUCUGGACUUAGCUAUGGUGGGUGUUUACCUUUCAUAAAACAAUAUAGCGGUUUCAGCAUUAUGAAAUCUUUUCCUCAGCAGAAAGUCGCAAUGCCAGUUCUCGCGUGAAUCCAGGAGGAGUAUUAGACUUGUGAUCAACCAGUCAGUUUGGAUCUGAAGUUAAUACCCGAAGUUUGGAGUUAUCUUUCAUUGUUGCUGCCUAAGAGAAACAAAGUAAAGAUGGAGGAAAUAAUGAAGCCCAGGAUUAUAGGGAUACAAAAUGAAGAUGCCUUUAUAUUGGUCGACCGUCUCAUCAAUUUCCCUGGAUAUGGCUGGGGUGGUUCGGCAUUCUCCGAGAGGCUCGACCUUACUAUUGACUGGAUACGAUUACCAGCGUUGCAAGACAGGGUGGUGGAGUGGAGCAAGGAGCACCCGAUGAUAUGGAACACUGGAAUUGGACCUGCAGCUUCCUUUUUGCCCACUCUUACCAGGCUCUUGUUCGAGCGCACCAAGGACAUCUAUGGUCCGUAUGACAACAUUACACGCGUGAGGCUCCCACCGCCAUGCGCCUCGGCAGCAAGGAGCACUAGCAGAGACCAGGAGUAUCGGUUGGCGUUUGAUGUGCUCACAGAAUUGGCAAGAACCCUGCUGGAGACAUCGCUGCCAGAAGACGUCAAGCAGAUCGCUGCGGAAGAGAGCUACUUUGGCUACAGCAAACUCUCUGACUACCUGAUGCUCCAGGCUUUUGGACAGAACUCCAUUUUGUGGAUUGGGUUAGAUUAUUCCAUACGGAGUGACCCUAUCUUUGAGCUCCAACCUGUACUUUCUCCAAUAGUAGAAAGGAUCAGAGAAGCGUUGGAAGGGAAGCGGCAUCUGUUGCUCGUGGAAAACCUGCAUGUUCCCGUCUCAUUGGAUGUGUUGGUUUCCACCAUGGGCGACCGGCGGCCCUCUGUAUUGAAUAACCGGCGGUGGCUCAUCUCAACCACUUCCAAAGAUGUCUGUGAAAAAAGCAGAGGUGAUAAAGGAUAUGAUUUCUGGGUCUAUCAUUUAACUCCGGAAUAUUACUAUGCACCAUCUUUUAGUGAUCUCCGUGAGAGAGACUGGGCUGUGUUGAUUAAAGAGGCCUUACUGGAUGCAGCCAGAUCCAUUUAUAGCACACUCGAGGACAAAGGAUACCCUGUCAAGUUUUGGCUCCACGUAGCUCAGCAAUGCCUGUACUAUGGUAUCCUCUACCAUAAACUGCAAGAAGAUGAUGGAAGCAAGGCAAGCAACGCCUCCUCUAUUACUUCUGAUGAACUAGUUCGCUGUUGGGUAGCUGAGGACCUGCUUUUCUCAACAACAGUCUCCACCAAUACACAAGAAGCCACUGUCAAGGAACAAAGCAACUACUACAGGUCUGCAUAUGAAGCUGGGAAAGUCGUGAUUGAAGCCUUGCAUGAAUAUUCAUUACUUCCAAUAUACUCAGUUUCCACCUCAACAGUAAGCAAUUCAUCCCCAAUAGAUGUCAACACUGGUGUGUCAAAGUUAGCUGGCACUGUCCCACGUCUCAGACAAGAUGAACUCAAUACUCAUGUGAAGAAGAGCAACCAAGAUGGGUCUCAUUUUUGAAUGAUGAUGGUAGGCAUGUAAGCUGGAA
Messenger RNA from Sorghum bicolor (sorghum), 1791 nucleotides. RefSeq lists its product as uncharacterized. The coding region runs from base 396 to 1763 and encodes 455 amino acids. The transcript has 5 exons. The record is from RefSeq and is a predicted model, not a curated record. NCBI's taxonomy places the organism in Eukaryota, Viridiplantae, Streptophyta, Magnoliopsida, Poales, Poaceae.